Molecule: messenger RNA, 4743 nt
Organism: Zootoca vivipara (common lizard)
Lineage: Eukaryota; Metazoa; Chordata; Lepidosauria; Squamata; Lacertidae
Source: RefSeq, a predicted model, not a curated record
GUGAGGGCGGGGGGGAUACAGUGCUGGCUGCAUCAGACCAAGGAGGCACUGAGUACCAUGGGGAGGCUUUAGUAAUCCAUGGGAUUUAUUUAUUUAUUUUGGCCUUCGAUGAUGCAUCAGUUUGGUUCCUGGGCUUUUAGAAGAUUUGCCUUCUCUGACAGCUUCCCAAACUUCUGCAGUGAUUGGCUGCAUAAUCCUUUACAUGCCAACUCAAAACGAAGUUCCAUUGCAUCAAAUGGGUCUUGCUUCCAGAAAUCAGUGGAUAGGAUUUGCUACCUUAGACAUUGCCUGUGCAUGUCAAUCUCUUUGGGAAUCUGAGAUUCACUCUGUUGGUGCCUAGUUUCUGCAUCCCAUUCAGGUUAUCUGAUAUAUUUUUGGGUAGGAAUGUGGAAUUUACAGCCUGCAGGCCAAUCUUGGCCCACCUCCAGUGAGGUCAUUUCCCUCAGACCAUGCCCACCCACUAUCAGUUGACAUCACUGCUGAUGGAAGGAGAGAACAAAGCUCAUUUCUGCAUUGGUGGCAUACCCUAUUCCCAGUAGGGAACAGGACCACACAACCUAGGCAGCAAGAUUUAAUCCCUGCUUUUCAGCCUUUUAAAACCAGUGGUAUUGAUUAUUUAAAGGCAGAGCAUUGAGAGACUUACAUACCUGUGUGAGGGAUUUUAACAGGUGGAUGGGACAACCUACCUGUUAGUCAUGUGAUACUCUAUCACUUGUCUUUGAGGCCCAAUCGUCAUCAGGAUCUGUGCCUAGCCCUAUUUUUGGGAAACCUUAUUUUUCCAGGGCUGAAAAAGUGCUAGAGUUCUAUUCUGCAGGUGCUGCUUUGGUAUAGAAUAAGUAAAACAUUUCAAAUUCUUAUGUGUUGUAAGCACCUUUGUGCACCUUUAGGCACCUUUGUGGUCACUCAUCAAAUUUUUUUGUGUGUCCAGUCCUGUUGAUCUCAAUGGAUAAAAUGAAUAGAAGGCAGGAAUUCUUGAUUAUUCAGGGCUUGUGAAUUACCUCAACUUCAUAGCAAGCACUGACACAGAAGUGUAGGUUGAAGACUUCUCUUUGCAGUGCAUGGACGGAAAGCCAAUGCGCAGGUGUGCCAGUAAUCGAGCAGGCGAAACAGGAAUGGAUGUAACGAGCCGCUGCACUCUCGGAGAUCCCAACAAGCUCCCGGAAGGAGUGCCACAGCCUGCUCGCAUGCCUUACAUCUCAGACAAGCACCCCCGGCAAACACUGGAGGUCAUAAACCUGUUGCGGAAGCACCGGGAGCUGUGCGAUGUGGUGUUGGUCGUGGGGGCCAAGAAAAUCUAUGCCCACCGGGUGAUCCUCUCAGCUUGCAGCCCUUACUUCCGAGCAAUGUUCACAGGGGAGCUUGCAGAGAGCCGGCAAACUGAGGUGGUAAUAAGAGACAUUGAUGAAAGGGCCAUGGAGCUUCUGAUUGACUUUGCGUACACAUCCCAGAUCACAGUGGAAGAGGGCAACGUUCAGACGUUAUUGCCAGCUGCCUGCCUCCUCCAGCUAGCUGAGAUCCAAGAGGCCUGCUGUGAGUUCCUGAAAAGACAGUUGGAUCCUUCCAAUUGCCUUGGCAUCCGAGCAUUUGCUGAUACCCACUCCUGCAGAGAACUUCUGAGAAUUGCUGACAAAUUCACCCAACAUAACUUUCAAGAGGUGAUGGAAAGUGAGGAAUUCAUGCUGCUUCCAGCCAAUCAGCUAAUUGACAUCAUAUCCAGUGAUGAACUGAAUGUCCGGAGCGAAGAGCAGGUCUUCAAUGCAGUGAUGGCCUGGGUGAAAUACAGCAUUCAGGAAAGGCGCCCUCAGCUCCCCCAGGUAUUGCAACAUGUGCGUCUGCCACUGCUCAGCCCAAAGUUCCUGGUAGGCACAGUUGGUUCUGACCCGCUCAUUAAAAGUGAUGAAGAAUGCAGGGACCUAGUGGAUGAAGCUAAGAACUAUUUGCUAUUGCCCCAAGAGCGACCACUGAUGCAGGGACCAAGAACUCGACCACGCAAGCCUAUCCGCUGUGGCGAAGUACUCUUUGCAGUGGGUGGCUGGUGCAGCGGGGAUGCCAUUUCCAGUGUUGAGCGCUACGACCCUCAAACCAAUGAGUGGCGGAUGGUAGCCUCCAUGAGCAAAAGGCGGUGUGGUGUUGGAGUCAGUGUCUUGGAUGACCUUCUGUACGCAGUGGGAGGCCAUGAUGGUUCUUCCUAUCUUAACAGUGUGGAAAGAUACGACCCAAAGACUAAUCAGUGGAGCAGUGAUGUAGCGCCCACCAGCACCUGCAGAACCAGUGUCGGAGUGGCAGUUCUUGGUGGCUACCUGUAUGCUGUGGGUGGACAGGAUGGUGUCUCCUGUCUUAACAUUGUUGAAAGGUAUGACCCAAAGGAGAACAAAUGGACUCGAGUGGCAUCCAUGAGUACAAGGCGCCUUGGGGUGGCUGUGGCUGUGCUGGGUGGCUUCCUUUAUGCUGUUGGGGGCUCUGAUGGGACGUCACCUCUGAACACAGUGGAGCGCUACAACCCUCAGGAGAACCGCUGGCACACAAUAGCACCCAUGGGCACUCGACGUAAGCACCUAGGUUGUGCGGUAUAUCAAGACAUGAUCUACGCUGUGGGAGGCAGAGAUGACACAACUGAACUUAGCAGUGCUGAGCGAUACAACCCCAGAACGAACCAGUGGUCUCCUGUGGUAGCCAUGACGUCACGCCGUAGUGGGGUUGGCCUCGCUGUUGUGAAUGGACAGCUAAUGGCUGUAGGGGGCUUUGAUGGCACAACAUACUUGAAGACUAUUGAAGUGUUUGACCCAGAUGCCAACACAUGGAGACUGUAUGGAGGAAUGAACUAUCGUCGGCUUGGAGGUGGAGUGGGAGUUAUAAAAAUGACACACUGUGAAUCCCAUAUAUGGUAGAAAGCCAAUGGGAGAAAUCUCUCACUCCGAGUUCAUUCCUAUUGAAGCUGGUCAGCUUGGUGACUGCUGAGCUCUCUGAGGCUCUAGUAAAAUUGAGAUCACAUUUCUAUUAUUCGCUGGUGCCUCUUUCUAUGGGACUAUAAUGGAUGUUGCAAGCAUUUUCCCCUCCUCUACUAGUUACAGAAGACCAGACCAAGCAACCCCAGAAAUAUACCUGGAACACAUAGUUUUCAUUGUCUUUGUCUCCCCAUUCUAAUUUUACAAUCUUAAUGAAGAAACUGGAAUGUGAUGUUAUUCUAAGCAAUGAAGACCGCAAGCUGUAUACGAGUUCCAUCAAAGACAUGAGCCUAUUCAGAGGUAGGCAAUGCAUCUGCAUAGACCAGGCAUGGCCAGACUUGGCCCUCCAGAUGUUUUGGGACUACAAUUCCCAUCAUCCCUGACCACUGGUCCUGUUAGCUAGGGAUGAUGGGAGUUGUAGUCGUGGCCUUGUUUAAAGAGGAAGGCAAACGGGACCCAUAUGCUCCAUUUAAACGAAUUAGUUGCGUAUGAGCCCAUUCAUUUCAACAGGGCUUUGGCGGAAGAUGCUGCUGCUGCUUGAGUUUUACAUUGCAUUGGGGAAAAUUCUAUAUAUGCUGAAACCUGUUCCAUUUAAUUUCUACCAUAUUGUUGAUAUCAUGGUAAUGUGAUUUCCCCCCCAAGUAAAAUUCUGAUGCAGCUUUCUAAAUGAAGCUGUUUGUAAGCUUUGGCCUAGUUAAAAUCUUUGGAAGCAAAGGGCUAGCCAACAAAAGACCUCGGUGUUGCUGGCACUGUGGGUUAGUAAGAACAAAGAAUUUUUUAAAAAAAUAUGGUAGUGGAACAAGGAAUAGACACAUAAUAAUUUGAGCAAUCUACCAGGAAGUUCUCCAGCACAAGCCCCACUGAAGUCAAGGUGGGGCACAGCAAAAUUUGUGUGCUGCUUCUGUCCAUUUCUGUACGGGUUGUGGAGGAGAAUGUCUUGGCUCCCGUUGUAUACUUUAUGCUCCAGUUGCAUCUGUUUUGUAUUUCUCACUGUUUGUGCACUAGUAAUGUUAACUAGUGUGACUUUAAGUGCAUACACAAGCCUGAUUUGGAUUAAAGAAGAGUACUGUAUCAGAAAUAGGAUACCUAUUUUAUCUCAUAGUAAUAAUUUGUACUUCAGAGCCACACACUUGCCCUUAGUGAAAUGGUAUCUACAUCUAUCUAUAACGAUGCCUGUCUUGUCACUUUUGAAAGACAUGCUUAGAAUUAUAAGCAUUAUGAAUUUGUCUAAGCUGCCAUCUUUAUCCUUAAAGCAUAGUCCUCUCUAAAAACUCAGCUGUGUCACGGCUGUAGCUAAAUUAGUGGGCUGUAAGGAUGGAAACCUAUGUCACUGCAGUUCUUGGUUCUAGUCAACCCCAGCAAACAUGGUCAGUGAUGGCUGGAGCUAAAGAACAGUUAUGUAUAACUUGUGUCCUAUUCCUGUGGUGCCAAGAAAGCAGCAGAAAGGAGAGCUGAUCGUAGCAUCGGGUGUGGCAAGUUGCAAGGAAUGCCAAUAAAACUAAGUUUUACUGACAUUUCCUUUAAAAAGUAGCUUUAUUUGUAAACUUCAACAUCUUCAAUGUCUUUGGGUGGGUGGGGAACUUAACACAAGUGGAUUUUCAAGAAAGGGGAAAACCCUUCUUGGCCUGAGAGAUGGCAUUCUUGUGUUUACAUUUUGAACAUUUGCACCUUUACAAAGAAAAAGUAUUCUGUAAACAAAUGUUUACAUAUCAUUUGUGCUUUUUCUAGCAUGAGUUUAUUUGUAUAAAUAGUGUUACCUUAAUAAAAUCAUUUGGUGUUUUCUCAUGACUUAACUGAA